Molecule: messenger RNA, 813 nt
Organism: Microthlaspi erraticum
Lineage: Eukaryota; Viridiplantae; Streptophyta; Magnoliopsida; Brassicales; Brassicaceae
Source: the annotation of a GenBank genome assembly
AUGCGAACUCGAUCGAGUCGAACAACUGAAGACUUGGUCGAGCUAGAUUUCACCACGGGCAGAAAACGAAGUCAGAGGACUCAGAGGGUACUGGCAGAACCAGAGGUGGUAGUUACUGGAGCCAUGAACGAUCCAAAGGGUAAUGGAAACCCUUUGGGUAAUGGAUUCGGUCGAAGUAGGCAGACUCGACCGAUUGGUCUAGGAGAUGCUCCAAACCGCCAUCAACAAAGGCAAGGAAUUGUCCCACCACUUGUCCAGAAUCACAACUUUGUUGUGUGUUUGACAAAGAUCAAUGGUGUCUCUGAAGAUGCCAUGCAGCUGAGACUCUUCCCUAUGUCUCUAGCUGACAAGGCUCACCAAUGGGAAAAGAGUCUACCACAUGGUACCAUCACCACUUGGCAUGAGUGCAAGAAGGCCUCGUCCCACGUCCGGCCGAAUCCUUUGACCAAUAUCAUCCGUCCAGCUGAACCCGACGAACGAACGCGAAAACUCUCGGCCACGAUCGACCUGACGGUGCCGAUAGCCGACCACAACCCGAUAGCCGGCCGAACAUCCCGACCGACCGUCCGAACGGUCUUUUGGAGCAUUCUGGAGCAUAUGGGACGUGAGGAGCAUGGAAGGACUUGGUGCAUGGACGCAGCUCAACUGGAUACGCAAAGGAAGAAGGAGGAAGCCAUCUUGAAGACCAGCUCGACCAUCUACUCGACCAACCGGUCGAGUUCCUCAACUCGACCGGCCAAGCUUCAACUCGAUCGAGCUGAGAAGUCAAAGUCAAACCCGAAAAAUGUUGCUUCCCCCUUGACUUUCCUUUGA